This is a messenger RNA of Mugil cephalus (flathead mullet), 6180 nucleotides long. Its product is annotated as muscleblind-like protein 1. Bases 1130 to 2323 code for a protein of 397 amino acids. Lineage: Eukaryota; Metazoa; Chordata; Actinopteri; Mugiliformes; Mugilidae. Gene Ontology annotation, molecular function: metal ion binding. The transcript is spliced from 11 exons. The record is from RefSeq and is a predicted model, not a curated record.
UGUAGGAUUGAUGCAACUUAGCCUCGGUGAGCCUGUGUGUGAAAUUGGUUAUUGACAACCGGUGAGGUGUCUCACCGGUCUAAAUCAAGACUGUGGUUUCUUUUUUUUUCUUUUUUUUUUUUUUUUUUUUUGGUGGAGAGUUGUCAGGGGCACGAAAUGAUCGAGAGUGCGUCCAAACGGGCGGCACCAUGAGAUCCGAUGACCUCCCUUAAAUGUGGAGAUGUGUGACCCGCGCUGAUACUCUACUCCAUUCUGCUUUGUACGGAUCGCACGUCAACAGCUGAGGGAGAAGUGCCUUCAUUUGCCGACCCCUGUGGCUGUUUGGCUCCACUGAAGCCGCCCGUGCCUCUGUGCCUGUCCACGUCCGCGGGAGCUGCCAGCCACACCAGGAGCACCAGGACCGCCAUGGCUGCCAACGCUGUCCACUGAGGCCGUCUCCGCGCCGCUGACACCUCCCUCCUCCCCUCCGACUCCCGCCUCUGUCUGCCAGCCAGACGUCCCUCCAUCCAUGCCACUCAGCCCUCCUCUGUGGAAGUCGAACGCCUUCCCCCUUCUCCUCUGCAGACAGAGCCCGAUAGUGAGGAUUCGCGGCUUUUAUCGGCUCGGCUAGGAGAUCGCCUCUUUGCCGUCCCCUCCCACAACCUCCUUCUCUUCCUCCUCCUCCUCCUCCUCCUCCUCCUCCACCUUCUCUUCCUCUUCCUCCUCCAGCCCCGCAUCUUUUCAUCAUGGGCCAACUCGGUCGAUAAUGUGUUUUGCCAUUCGUCUCAUCUGACAGUUCAGCCCAAGAGCAGGCAAGUGAGGGAGAGAACCGGUGUGUGCGUUUGAAAGAGGGAGAUUACAAAGCAGACCUCUGUGGCCAUCACCAGCCCAGGCCCUGGGUGACAGGCACUGAAGGAUUCCUAUUUGAGCCACAAACAGACUCUUAGGAUGGGCCGCAGGUGGUAGGCGAGUCCAAGGCCUCACGGGCAUCACUUCUGAAUCAGACUCUAGGGAAAAUAAAAGUCCGGCUUUUUUUCCCAUGAUCGUUACCUUUCCCUUCUCGACACUUAUUUCCAAAAUACGCACAGGCACUUAAGAGGGCUCGCUGGAUAUCUCCUCGCUCCACCCGACUUCACCUGUCUGGUUUGAGAUGGCGGUGAACGUGACGCCGAUCCGGGACACAAAGUGGCUGACGUUGGAGGUUUGUCGGGAAUUCCAAAGAGGAACUUGUUCGCGGCCGGACAGCGAGUGCAAGUUCGCCCACCCUGCCAAGAGCUGUCAAGUGGAGAAUGGCAGAGUCAUCGCCUGUUUUGACUCACUCAAGGGCCGCUGUUCCAGGGAGAACUGUAAGUACCUGCAUCCUCCACCUCACCUAAAGACUCAGCUGGAGAUCAAUGGAAGGAACAACCUCAUCCAGCAGAAAAACAUGGCCAUGCUGGCUCAGCAAAUGCAGCUUGCCAACGCCAUGAUGCCCGGCACGCAGCUACAGCCAGUGCCCAUGUUUUCAGUCACGCCGAGCCUUGCAACCAACGCCAAUGCUGCUGCGGCGGCGGCGGCCGCGUUCAACCCGUACCUUGGCCCCGUGUCGCCCGGCCUGAUGCCCGCUGACAUCCUGCCCAGUGCCCCCGUACUGGUCACCAGCAACCCCAACGUCCCCGUACCUGCCGCUGCCGCCGCCGCUGCGCAGAAACUCAUGAGGACGGACAGACUGGAGGUGUGUCGGGAGUACCAGCGGGGCAACUGUACGCGCGGGGAGAACGACUGCCGCUUCGCUCACCCGUCAGACAGCACUAUGAUCGACACCAACGACAACACGGUCACUGUGUGCAUGGACUACAUUAAGGGCCGCUGCUCUAGGGAGAAGUGCAAAUACUUUCACCCUCCGGCUCACCUGCAGGCCAAAAUCAAAGCCGCCCAGCAUCAAGUCAACCAGGCCGCGGCUGCCGCAGCCAUGACUCAGUCGGCUGUCAAAUCACUGAAGCGACCCCUCGACGCAACUUUUGACCUGGGGCUCCCUCCCGUCUUGCCUCCUUUACCAAAGAGACCUGCACUUGAAAAAGCCAACGGUGCCACCACUAUGUUCAAUGCUGGCGUGUUCCAGUACCAACAGGCCCUGGCCAACAUGCAGUUUCAGCAGCAGGCUGCCUUCAUACCAUCAGGCUCGAUAUUGUGCAUGACACCUGCAACAAGUGUUGUACCCAUGAUGCACGGUGCUACUCCAGCCACUGUGUCUGCAGCCACCACAUCUGCCACAAGUGUUCCCUUUGCAACAGCAACAGCCAAUCAGAUUCCAAUAAUUUCUGCAGACCAUCUGACUAGUCACAAGUAUGUGACCCAGAUGUAGGAGUCUCAAUCAGAACAAUGGAACUGAAGCGUGCUGGUGUCGAGUCCAAGAUUAGCGGUCACCCAUCAUGCCCGUCACAUCAAGAGCGAGACGGAAAAUCUGAAUCUGGUUUGGAGCGAAUCUGCAUGUUAACAAAAGGAGGCACAGUUUGUUAGGGGUGUUUUCAUGUGUACUUUCAUGCACACUAUUACACGACAACAGAAAAGAAGCAUCAUCGCAUUAAAGACUGCCUUUCGUUCCGUAGAGGCGACUAACCUUUAUUCACCAGACACACUUUGAAUGUUAACAUGAUGUAAAGCGUGCGGAGCGGUCAUCGGAGAAGUCGACUGAUACGUGGUACGUCCAUUGACCAAGAAUCAUGACUUGAGUUGUUAGUUAAUCAUCGGCUGUCGGCCUUUGGCCCGAAAUGUGUUCAUUUGUUUACACCAAGGUGCACCUUGUAUUUCCGUUGAGGUAAAAGAAACUGAUAAUCUGACUGAAUCACAUAUGCAUGCACAAGGAUUUUCGUUUGUGAUUUCGUUUCGUUAAAAACCGGCGAUAUAAGGGAAAUUACAUGAGUGCCCUCAGAGGCAGAAUAAGCAACUGAAUGUCUGUGAGGUGUCUUUCAAACCUUUGUAGCCUACCUUUCUAUCUCUUAAGCACAUGUCUUUAACCUUGCAGGCGUCCCUGUAAAGUGCCAUACAUCUCAAAAUACAUGAAUGGUAUCUAAGCCGUGUUACGAAGUGAUAAACUCAACAACUCCCUUUAAUAUGUCUCUCUUGGACAGCAUGUUGUGUCCAGCGUCUUCACCUGUCAUCACCCGUGAUUCCCAAUAGCACCACUGCUGAUUAGAUCCCCCCUCCUCCUCCCCCCUCUCCGGUUUGUCUGCUUUAUUUAAAUCUCCUACUGAAGCUUUUGUUUUCUGCCUUUGUUGCUGAUGUCAGUGGAUCUGAACUGACACAGAUCUUUCCGCGGUCAUGGCGUCCGUUGACUCUAAAGGUCGGCUGGGUUGUAAGCGAAGGGGUCUUGACCCGCCGGGGAAGACCGAAGCCUCUCUCUCGGAAGACGAGAACAACAACGACGACGGCGACGACGACGAAUGCGAAUAGCUUUUGAAACAGGCGCGAUGAGUCGGUGUCCAAACUGCUGUGAGACGGAAGUCAAAAUCUACAGUGCAACUGGUGAUGGAUAAGUGAUUUGUCUUUCGUUUUGUAUGGUUAUGCAUAUUUUAAAGGCAGGUUGUCAAAAGUAGAUUCAGCGUAGUGUGUGUAUAUAUAGUCUGACGUAUUUAAGAGAAUUCGUUUUAAUACCCGAGAACUGUUUUCUUUUCAGAUAGUCAGCCAAAGUACUUUUUUUUUUUUUGUUUCCGUGUCACUGGUAUUGUGGGUAAAGUAGCGGGGCUUAAAAAUUUGAAAGCAGCCCAAAGAAGGAUCGGGUGUUUAGAGUAUUUUUUUUUUUUUUGUUGUUGUUUUUUGUGUGUGUGUGUUCUGGGUGUUCUUCAGGCAUAUUUAAAUGGUGGAUAGUACAGGGAAAGUGACAAGAAUAAAAACGAUUGUAUUACUCAUCCAAAGCCUUAGAAUGUACCAUCGGGUCAGCACAAUGCAACAUGCCAUUUUGAACCAUCCAGUUGCCUAAUCCACGCCAUAUUAACACACACAGAGCACUAUGUAAUAGUCACUUUCCUUUUUUUUAAUUUUUGUUUCUUAGAUUCCUUGUCAUUUUGUUGUUGUUGUUGUUGUUGUUUUCCUUCUUUCUUAGAUGAGGAGUGUUUCAUUUUGUUUGGAUGACGUUUUUGGUAUUAGUUAAGAUUCUAUUUAUCUUUCUUAUAAUGAAUAUAAGGUACAGUGUGUGUUCGUGUGUUCCUCAUGCACAGUUUCCUGAAAUUCCAUGUAAUGUUCAUUUUAGUAUGAUUAUGAUUGUAAACUCAAUAUUUUCUACGUUAUGCAUAUUGUUGAACUGUAUGCAUAUUGUUCAUUUCUCUAGUCCUUUUUUGUGUUCUUUGAACAAAGAUGUUUUAUAUGAGUAUCUAAACAGUGAUGAAAUAAUAGAACAGAGAGGCUGAGUUGUCACUGUGGCAACCGUCGCCAAUAAACCGAGUAAUAUUUUAAUGAUUGUAAGGUUUGUAACUAGUCAUAUAAGAAAAAAAAAGAGUAUUAUAAAAAAAAAAUCUAGUUCUUAGAUGUUUAGAGUAAAGAUGUUAUUUUCUACUGUAUCCAUUUCAAAUAGUAACUAUUGUUUUAAUAUUUUUACUCUCCCUGGAAAUUGGGCCAUGUUGGAAAACAAGCUGCAUAUUUGAUCACUUUUAGGGGGCGUUGCUGGCGGGGUCAGGUGAACGUGGCGAGUGGGGAACGGAGUCCGUACACUCGUCUCUCACUCAGUCAGCUGCAAACAACCGAGGGGCGGGGUGGGGGAAAUCUGGAGGCGAUAAAGGUGAUAAAGGUUGACUUUUUUGCACUUCUGUACAUAGUCAAAAAAGAGAGAAUCAUGUAUAUUGAGAUCUUAUUUUGAAUAAAAAAAAAACACAUUAAGGAAUUUUGCUAGGAUAACUAAAAAAAAAAAACUCUUAUGAAAGGCUGAACAAAAUUGCUUGCAUACAAAAGGGCACUGAGUUCUAACUCUUCUACCCCUUUCAGAAAAAAAGGCCAAGUGUUGCUCUUCUUUUUUGUCAGCAGCUUGUAGUUUGCCAGGUAACCUUCCGGAGGAGGCGUCCACUAUACCCUCCAGCGUGAGGGCCUGACUGGGUUUGUCUGGUCCCCUAACCUGCCUGUGCUCACAGGUGUGUGUGUCAUGGCCACGCCCUCCCAGGCCCAACCAAUCACAACACGUCCUGUCUCUUUACUUUACUCAGAGAGGAAUGCAUGUUAAAGGAAAUACAUAUACCGUUUUAAAAAAAAUAAUAAAAAAUCACAACACAGUAAUAUUGAAUAAGAAAACAUUUACAACGAAAGAUGUAUUUACAGUAUACAAUAUUCUAUCAAUGUAAUGGAAUAAAAUAUAUAUAAAAAAAUACAAAAAUAGAAUAGUGGUUUAUUUAAAAAGAAAAAAGAAAAAAAAAAAGAUUCCUGAGACUAUACUCACUAAAGUUUCACCACUUGGAGAGUUAACAUACAUGCAACACAAACACCAUGGCUAUAAGUACGUUCUUUCUGUUUAUGUAAGCUGUGCUUCUAGUAGAUGAAACUGACCAAACGAGAAGAACGUAGUUCAACAUCAGGCAGAAUUUAAGUUUAACUGCAGGUUGAAAUACCGCUUUGUAGUUUGGUCACUCGUUCGAAAUUUUGUCCUGAUAAUUUCAGUCAUCUCUCAUCUUCUACCAGCACGCAUGCUUGCGUUUAUGAUACAAUGUAAACUGAACUCUUUUUUUUUUUUCCUUUCUUACCGUUUGUUUUCUCUGCUCGUAGUGCUAAUAUGAUGUAUUCUGUCUUCUGCUGCGGUUUGUUUCUGCUUGUUUUUACUGUUCCAGGCCCCCUGAAAGAAAGAAUGUGUCAUUUUUUUUUGCAAACGCCGGCCACCUCGUCUGGAAAGCGCUCGUAUCUCGAAACCAUUGAUUGCAACAGUCUAAAGCCAUAAAAUAUAAUCUCAUCCGAAUGAAAUAUGAGAAGAAAACCGGAAAUGACAGAGAGGUGGGAGAUGGUACCUUCGGGAGCUGAUAAGAAUGUAUUUGCCUUGGUUUUAUUAACCGCAACAUCAUGCAAUAAUUCAAGUCAUGAAUGUGGUUAAUAUACCUGGUGGUGUGCUGUGCCAACUUUUGAUGGAUGUGUGUAGUUCUUGACACAUUGUUUGUUUGUUUUUUUUUUCACGGGGCUUGCAUUGCUAUAUUUGAUUCUUGCUGUUAUGAAUUUAAAAAAAAUCUAAUAAAAAUUUACAAAUGAACUCAA